Molecule: messenger RNA, 4284 nt
Organism: Sus scrofa (pig)
Lineage: Eukaryota; Metazoa; Chordata; Mammalia; Artiodactyla; Suidae
Gene: CPT1A
Product: carnitine palmitoyltransferase 1A
Biological process (GO): carnitine metabolic process; fatty acid metabolic process
Cellular component (GO): mitochondrion
Molecular function (GO): carnitine O-palmitoyltransferase activity
Source: RefSeq, marked validated
GGCUACUGCUCACCAUGGCAGAGGCUCACCAAGCCGUGGCCUUUCAGUUCACGGUCACUCCGGAUGGGAUCGACCUUCGAAUGAGCCAUGAGGCCCUCAGGCAGAUCUAUCUGUCUGGACUUCAUUCCUGGAAGAAGAAGUUCAUCAGAUUCAAGAAUGGCAUCAUCACCGGCGUGUUCCCGGCCAGUCCUUCCAGUUGGCUCAUCGUGGUCGUGGGCGUCAUGUCGACAAUGUACGCCAAGAUCGACCCCUCGCUGGGGGUAAUCGCCAAGAUCAACCGGACCCUCGACGCCACCGGCUACCUGUCCAGCCGGACGCAGAACGUGGUCAGUGGCGUCCUGUUCGGCACCGGCCUGUGGGUGGCCCUCAUCGUCACCAUGCGCUACUCCCUGAAGGUGCUGCUCUCCUACCACGGCUGGAUGUUCGAGCACAGCAAGAUGAGCCGCGCCACCAAGAUCUGGAUGAUGAUGGUGAGGGUCUUUUCAGGCCGCAAAACCAUGUUGUACAGCUUCCAGACGUCUCUGCCGCGCCUGCCCGUCCCGGCCGUCCAGGACACGGUCAGCAGGUACCUGGAAUCCGUGAAGCCUCUGAUGAAGGAAGCAGAGUUUAAACGGAUGACGGCUCUGGCACAAGAUUUCGCGGUCAGUCUCGGACCGAGACUGCAGUGGUAUUUGAAGUUAAAGUCCUGGUGGGCUACAAAUUACGUGAGCGACUGGUGGGAAGAGUACAUCUACCUCCGAGGACGAGGACCCCUGAUGGUGAACAGCAACUACUACGCCAUGGAUCUGCUGUACAUCACCCCGACCCACAUUCAGGCGGCGAGGGCGGGCAAUGGGAUCCACGCCAUCCUGCUUUACAGACGAAAACUGGACCGAGAGGAAAUCAAACCGAUUCUCCUGGGAUCCACGGUGCCCCUCUGCUCCGCCCAGUGGGAGCGGAUGUUUAACACGUCCCGGAUUCCGGGGGAGGAAACAGACACCAUCCAGCACCUCCAGGACAGCAAGCACAUCGUCGUGUUCCACAGAGGCCGCUACUUCAAGGUCUGGCUCUAUUACGACGGCAGGCUGCUGAAGCCCCGGGAAAUCGAGCAGCAGAUGCAGAGGAUCCUGGAUGACCCGUCGGAGCCUCAGCCUGGGGAGGCAAAGCUGGCCGCCCUGACGGCAGGGGACAGGGUGCCCUGGGCCAAGUGUCGCCAAGCCUAUUUUGGACAUGGGAAGAAUAAGCAGUCCCUUGACGCGGUGGAGAAGGCAGCUUUCUUCGUGACGUUAGACGAAACGGAGCAAGGGUAUAGGAAGGAGGACCCAGACAGGUCGAUGGACGGCUACGCCAAGUCCCUGCUGCAUGGCCAGUGCUUUGACAGGUGGUUUGAUAAAUCGUUCACGUUUAUUGUCUUCAAAAACGGCAAGAUGGGCAUGAACGCUGAGCACUCCUGGGCCGACGCCCCCAUCGUCGCUCACCUUUGGGAGUAUGUCAUGUCCAUCGACAGCUUUCAGCUGGGUUAUGAGGAGGACGGCCACUGUAAAGGGGACACCAACCCCAACAUUCCAUACCCCACCCGGCUGCAGUGGGACAUCCCGGAGGAGUGUCAGGAGGUGAUAGAGACUUCCCUGAGCUGCGCCAACCUUCUGGCGGACGACGUGGAUUUCCAUUCCUUUCCGUUCACCACUUUCGGUAAAGGGCUGAUCAAGAAAUGCAGAACCAGCCCGGACGCCUUCGUGCAGCUCGCCCUCCAGCUGGCUCAUUACAAGGACAUGGGGAAGUUUUCCCUCACCUACGAGGCCUCCAUGACCCGGCUCUUCCGAGAGGGGAGGACUGAGACCGUGCGUUCCUGCACCACCGAGUCGUGCAACUUCGUGCUGGCCAUGGUGGACCCCACCCAGCCGGUGGAACAGAAGCUCAAGUUAUUCAAGAUAGCGGCCGAAAAGCACCAGCAUCUGUACCGCCUGGCGAUGACAGGCUCCGGGGUGGACCGCCACCUGUUCUGCCUCUACGUGGUGUCCAAAUACCUCGCCGUCGACUCCCCCUUCCUGAAGGAGGUCCUGUCUGAGCCGUGGCGAUUAUCCACCAGCCAGACCCCUCGGCAGCAGGUGGAGCUGUUUGAUUUGGAGAAGAAUCCGGAGUAUGUGUCGAGCGGAGGGGGCUUCGGACCGGUUGCUGACGAUGGUUAUGGGGUGUCGUACAUUAUUGUGGGGGACCACCUCAUCAGCUUCCACAUAUCUUCCAAGUUCUCCUGCCCCGAGACGGAUUCUCAUCGCUUCGGGAAGCACCUGAAACAGGCAAUGACUGACAUCAUCGGUUUGUUCAGCUUCUGCCCCAAUUCCAAAAAGUAAAGAGAAACCAAACCAGCCAACCCCUGGCACUGCCGUGAAGGACAACGAGGUCUUCCGAUUAAAACCCACAUGAAAAACAGCUAUGAAUCCUGACUAGCGUUCAGGAUGAAAAACUGUUCUCAAACACAGAGACGUUUUCCUUCCAUCGAGGGUUUGGUGGUUUUGCGUUUCUAGAACAGCAGCCUCCAGCCUGUGAAGUAUAACCCUACUCCUUCCAAGGAGGUGCUCACCCCGGGUACUGAGUCCUUGGCCUUGGAUUUCAUCAGAGCAAUGGAGACAUUUGUUUCGUUCAGAGAAAAGCCACCGUUUAGGUUGGAGGUGUUAACAGUUCAUAGCUGCCUGCACAUGUAACGCACUAACGGGGACACGCUGUGCUCUGGGGACCAGUUCUGUCCCGCGGUGACUCUGUCACGGUCGCGUUGAGUUGUCUGCAUUUGUCCCAUCUUUCGUUUUCCUGCAAGUCUUCAAAAGCCAGUGCCUUAAACCCAGGGAUCCUACCUGUAAGAGAGACCACCCGAGAGAUCCAUUGUGGAAAGUCUUUGGGGGCAGUGGUGGUGUCAGCGUAGCAAGUGGACAAGCCUGAGUGACCAUUUGCCUGCUGUGUCCCCUUAUCCCAGAAGGACCAGUGCCCUUACGAAGGUGGCUGCACUGCAUUCCCCCAUCAAACUGCCUUCCUUAGGCUUCAUCAUUAAGCCGCAAAAGAAGACACGGGCGUGGCUCAGAAAUGGGGAGCAGGGGAUGUAACGUCACGUAUUUUGUAUCUGGCACACUCGCUGAAAAAUAAAACAUCCUAGGUGCCUCAGGAUCCCUGCUUACCCAAACUGACAACAAGGAGAGCAUGGCAUUUGCCACUGAGAAAGGAGCAAAACUUGAGAAAGGGGGACCUCGAGUUGGUCAGGGUUGGGCAGCACCAGGGCCGGCUUCGCAUCCCACCUGGUGAGAGAGGAGACCUGCUCCCAUAUCCUGGGAGACCGAGGGAGAUGGGCCUUCUCGGUGACCUCCUAGCAUGUCUCGGGUCAUGGGUGCUGGGUUUAACAGAGCCCGCCCUUCCGAUGGGAGUGCCUUUAUCAAAAGAAUGACCGAGCAAAAAGCAAUGAUGCACUGAAUUGUCUUCAGUGUCUAAUGCAAAAAUAAAGGAUCAUGGAAUGAAAUCGACCCACUGCCUCUGGGCUGUAAUGACGAGCUUAGCUGUCCGUUUUUAAAUUGUGUAUUUAUUUUUCUGACCACUCCGUUCUGGCUGGGCUCACCUCUGUAAGAGUUUUUGCAGUCCAGUGAUGGAGCCACGAGGCUGAACUGCUGGAGAGGAGAAACGCACUCGCUGCGGAGUGGGUUCGUGUCUUGUGUUGUGAUGUAAAAACCCCACCUAAAUGGGCCAAAGAUGUUUUCCCUCUGAAAAGCAAGCAGAAAUGAGAAGAGAGAGGCAAAAGGGAGCUCCAGCCACCACGGUGACAAAAGGCCCUUGUUUGUCUAUGGUACGUCAUCAAGGAGGUAGGUAGGGGGGUGCAGGAUACAGCUCCUCUGCUCAGCCAGCCAGUGCAGCUUCCACUCAGCCAGGACCACUGGAAUCAUACACUGUUGACCACUGACCCGUCUGUAGUAUGACUCACAAGCGAAUUUGAGUGCAGAUGUGCUGGCCCUCAAAGGUUUUGGGGCUUCUCUCUCAGGUUUUAAAUGUUUCAAAUGUAAUCAUUGCUCAUCAGUGCAGUUGUCAAUGCAAUUUUAUAUUCCUUAAAAGGGGGAAGAGUGGGUUUUUCCUGUACGUGUCGAAAGAAGGAGGUAAGAGUAACAUGCGUUUCGUUUAAUUUGGAACAAGCCAUAGUCUUAACGAAACUGCGGUCUGAAUUUGUUAUCCUGGACUGGCCAUUGCAUGUAAAUACGAUAUGCUCUUUGGGAUGUAAAUCUUAGAAAUGCAGUAUGGAUGUUAUCAUGAAUAAAAACAUUAAUCCCAGUCUAC